UCCGUCGGGGAAUUCCCGUUCGCAAAAAGUGUGAGCGGAUCAAAUCGAGAUAUUGGAAGAGAAGAAUCUCUGUAGUUUGGCUUCUUGUUCUGUUCUGUCAUCAUAGUUUUGGACCGUACUGCUUUCUGAGCUGAGCUGAGUCAGAUAGGGCGAUCCUAGUUUGACCCUCAUCCAAGCCGUCAUCCAGCAUGACUACCAUUGAAAGUGACUUUCAAAAGCUGAAUUUGAGUGACCAAUCAGCAAAGGGUAAACAGAACAUGCUACCAUCCAAGAGCAUCAAAAUGGAGACAGAUCAACCUGGAGUGGACACCCCUGACUCCUGUCCCAGCAAGCCAGCAUCAGUACCAGAUGUAGUUAUGCCAGGACACACUUUAAAGGGUGUGGUUCAAGUAGCCCCUACUACACAAAAUGAAAUGCCCAAGACAGAUGACCAAAAAUGUGAGCUAAUAGUCUGGAGCGAUAUAAUAUGCUCAGUUUUAGAAUAGUUCUUGUGAAAUGCUACUUGCUCUGUGAGGGAAAUGUUUCACAGAUCAGCCAAUGUUGAAAUCAUGGUCAUCAGGUUGAUUGAUGUAGAUUUCAAAUGUUUAUUUCAAAAUGAAGGUCUUGAGAUGGACAAAUCAGAGGAUAGUGUGGAUGCAGUGCCUUCAAGCAAACCUAGAGCAAGGGUGUCAGCAAUGCCGCAAGCCAAUCCACCUGUACAGCAGCAAUCAUGUAUGCAGGAGACUGGUGCUACAGCUGCUUCUGGUUCAGGUGCUAUUCCUAGAAAUAAAUCCCAAACUACGGAAAGUCAAGGAGCUAAAGAGAUCGCCGCUCAACAAGCACCAGACCUUGAAGGAGAUAAAGAUUUGAUACUCCAUGAAUUAGCAGAUCAACUCGCUGGAACCUGUGACCUCAGGAAAUUGGCACUCCCACUACGAAUCAGGGAAAAUGAGGUUGCGCAAAUUGAAUUUGGCUAUCCGAGUUCAGUUGUAUUGCAGUUUUACAAGGUUUUCCAGCUGUUCUCAAAAGUGUCAGGUUCACAGUUGUUCAAACAGUUGCUGGAGGUACUGACUAAAGCUGAUCAGAGGUCUGCUGCAUCCUGGCUAAGGAAUAGAAUUGGACAAAGGGAGCCGGAGCCAGAGCCAUUAUUACAUGGUAGUGAGUCCAGUCCCAUCUCCGAUGCCAUACCCCAGACAGAGACAAGACGAGGAAACAUCAACAGUGAAUUCUACGAUGUCUUUCUCUUCCACACUGGCAAAAGCGAUGGCACAGAGAAAUUCCAGAGAAUGUGCAAGCAGCAUGGGUGGACUUUGAAAAGCUCCGACACCAUUCCAGCAACUGCCCCUGUCCAUGCUGCCAUUGGAGAAAUCCUAAGUACCUCAACGCAUCUGGUCCUGAUAAUCACAGAGAGUGACUGCAUAAACUACAAAAAAGGUGAAAUGUGUAUGACGGUGGAGAUGGCUCUACAAGUGGCAUACAAUCGUGACACGUUGUCCGGAAAAGUCCUUCCCAUACGGUGUUGCAAUAAGAGGAGCUUACCCCUCGUUUUGCAGGCCUUGACGGGUGCACAUAUAGACGACGAAAGCUUUGAGAAUCGGAUGAUUGCAACCAUCAAGACCCAAACAAGGGAAGCAAGGAUGAGAGAAAUGCAAGACUAAAUGAAUGUCUUACGUUGGGGAGGAAUCAAACAAAAAUCACACACACAAAAAAAGAAAGAUCAAGACCCAUCUAAACCGCAAAUCAGGAAUGUAGUCAAGGCUGGUACUUCUGAGACACAAGGCGGCUGUAGAGUACCUUCUCCUAUAGACUUAUUACAUUUGACUCGGCUGAGGCCAAGGCCGGCAAAAUGUAGCAUAGAGGCCAGCCUUUACUACAUCCCUGCCUCAAAUUGGCAACUAAGUGAGUACGUUAUGACGCACAAUGAUUGUAGGGAUAACUCUCCCAUUCGUCAUGUAUUUAUACCCACGUGAAA
Lytechinus pictus (painted urchin) is the source of this 1951-nucleotide messenger RNA. RefSeq lists its product as uncharacterized. The transcript has 7 exons. The record is from RefSeq and is a predicted model, not a curated record. NCBI's taxonomy places the organism in Eukaryota, Metazoa, Echinodermata, Echinoidea, Temnopleuroida, Toxopneustidae. The coding region runs from base 519 to 1637 and encodes 372 amino acids.